AGUGGGAGAGAGUUAGGUCUUCAAUGCACAGAGUAGACACUUCAAGCAUUGUCUCCCGGAUGCCUCAGCUUCGCUUUGGGGUCAGAAGAACAUUUUCAGUCCCAAGCCCAAAAUCUCUAAUGCAUAUAGACACCAAUCACAAACUAGUUCGGUAAGUAUAGUCAAGAUGAAUUAUUUAGGACCUUUUAAAAAUUAUGUUCAGCCAUAGACUUCAUAAUGAUAUCGACGGGUCAGAUUCGACCUUCAGUGUGCCACGCCUUCAAGUAGGGGGCCAUCCUGCAAUCCGCUUCAGUUAUUUGCAGUCAGUCGGAGUGACACAUGCAGCGAUUCAACGCUGGAUUUAGGAUAAAAGUACGAAAGCUGUACCGCAUACAAACAGGAAGGAUUGUCUCAGGAGUGAUUUGUUUGAGGAUUCAAGGUAAUUAUUAUAUUUUUCGUUUUUUCAAAAGAAUUUUCAACAAAAAAGCGCUCUGUUUUAAGGCUGCCACCAUAUUGUCUAACAGACUAACAUCAUUCUUCGACAUAUUUACGUAAAAUAAAUGCUAACUGCCCAUUUUUUUGCUCUUUUAAAAAAGAAUCAAGACUGUUUUACAUUCAUAUCUAUAAAGAAUUUGGGGAUUUAAGCAUUUAUUAUUCACAAGAAUUUUCAACAGAAAAAGCUCGUUGUUGUGCUAAGGGGACUGCCACAUAGCCUUACUGACAAGCCUCAUAGUUCGAAAUAUUUACGUAAAAUAAAUGCUCCCUGCAUGUUUUUGUUUUUUGUUGUUUUGCUGUUAACCAAGAUUCUAGACUCGUUUACGUCCAUAUCUAUAAAGAAUUCAGGGAUUUAAGCAUUUAUUCAAAAGAAUUUUGAACAUAAAAAAAUUUUUGUUGUGCUAAGGGGGCCGCCACAUUGGCUUACUGACUGGCCUCACAGUUGACAAUAUUUAUGUAAAAUAAAUGCUACCUUCACGUUUUUUUUUUUUUUUUUUGCUUUUAACCAAGAAUGGACUGUUGUACAUCCAUAUCUAUAAAGAAUUCAGGGAUUUAAGCAUUUAUUCACAAGACUUUUCAACGGAAAAAGCUCCUAGUCUGUGAUAUGGCAGCUGCUAAUUUCCUUUCUGACUAACCUCAUAGUUGGCAAUAUUUAUGUAAAAUAAAUGCUACCUGCAUGUUUUUUUGCUUUUAACCAAGAAUCAAGACUGUUUUACGUCCAUAUCUAUAAAGAAUUCAGGGAUUUAAGCAUUUAUUCACAAGUAUUUUUAAUGGAAAAAGCUCUUUGUUUACAUAUGGCGGCCGUUAAUUUCCUUACUGACUAGCCUCAUAGUUCGCAAUAUUUAUGUAAAAUAAAUGCUACCUGCACGAUUUUUUUUUUUUUUUUUUUGCUUUUAACUAAGAAUCGAGACUGUUUUACGUCCAUAUCUAUAAAGAAUUCAGGGAUUGAAGCAUUUAUUCACAAGAAUUUUCAACAGAAAAAGCCCUUUUGUUUACAUAUGGCGGCCGCUAGUUUCCUCAAAGCAGUAAUGUGAAGUAACUUCAUAACAUGCCAAAUAGGGUCACAAUUAAAGUAAUUAAACAUUGUCCAACAAAUAAAGCAUGAAAAAAUCAUUUAUAUGUUGUAUAUUUGACAAAAUAACUGCGUUUCCGAAGUUCGGGCUGAAAGGGGACGAACCCGGAAGUGAUACUUCACAGCGGGAACAGCGAUGGCAGCUCCAUACAUACGGCCGCCAUACAAAGCCCUUCAAACAAUGAUUCAAACAGCGAUAUAAGCGAUAGAUCGAGAGCAAGGGAGGAGAUCCAAGUUUUUGAAGAGUUGGAGGAAGAAGAGGAGUUUGGAAUUUUAUGUUGGACCUAACAUGUAUUAGCCAGACGCUAAUCAGGAUGCAAACAAUGUGCCUAGACAACCUGACAUGGAAUGGAUACAAGACCCAUCGAGAUUACAAGAUUGGUACAACAUUGUCAUUUUCGGAGGCAUCGAUGGCUAUUCCAGAAAGAUCAUGUAUUUGAGGGCCUCGAACAACAACCUGGCAUCGACAACCAUGGCUUUCUUCCGUGAGGCAGUUGAGAUGUUUGGCAUACCACUGAGAGUCCAGGGUGAUCACUGCGUAGAGAAUGUCGAUGUGGCACGAUUUAUGUUUUCUGUCAGGGGAACAGGGAGGAGCAGCUUUAUCGCCGGUAAAAGCUCACAUAACCAAAGAAUGGAACGCUUGUGGCGAGAUGUCUUCAGUACAGUCACAAGCCGAUUCCACGACACAUUACAUCAGCUUGAGGAGGAGGGGCAUCUGGAUCUCUCCAGCAACCUUCACAUCUUUUCCUGCCAUUACGCCUUCAUUCCCCUUAUUCAACGCCAGCUAGAUAUUUUCCGAGAUGGCUGGGAUGACCACCCACUACGAACAGAGGGAAACCUCUCUCCAAAUCAGUUGUGGCAACUAAAUCCCUCCCAGGAAUGUGAUGAGGAUGUGCAGAUCCCACUGAUUGACUGGGACAACAGUGGCCUCAUACCAAGUGAGCCAAACUCUGGAAUUGCGGUACCACAGAUUGAAUGCCCGUUUACAGCCGCAGAACUUGCUGGAUUGACUGCUGCUGUGGACCCACAAACAUCCAGUAAUCUUGGUGUCGACAAUUUUUUUUUGACACUGGACCAUAUGCACAACAUCGGAUACGUGUAAUUUCAUUAAAUGCCUUGAGAACGUUUUUUUGACACUGGACUAUAUGCACAACAUUGGAUAUGUGUAAUUUCAUUAAAUGCCUUGAGAAAGUUGAGAAAAAAACAUAUUCAAACAUUUGUUUUAUUUCUUCCAACAUGUUUCAUUAGCAAUUGCUAGAAUAUUUGUACGGUGGAGUACCAAAGCUGCUAAAAAUAAAAACGGCUGUUUUUACUUAAAUGAUUCAAAGUAAAAAUACAGAAAAUAUUUUAAAUUUUGGCGGAUUUAGUCCCUCAUAUUGUACAAGGUACACUACAUAUUAAAUGUAAAAAUUCUCAAACAUUGGGUUUGAUGAACAAAUGAAAAAAAGAUGGGAGAAACUUAAGAGAAAUGGCGCUCAGUUUAACGAGCUCGCUUAACAGGCAUUUACCUUACAAGACAAAGUGACCCGAUGAAAGCAGUCACACAGAAAGGAAAGACAUUGUACUUUUCUUAGUUUAAACUUGUUCAAAGAAUGAUCAAGGACAAUAUAACUAAAAAGUGUGGAGAAAAGGAUAAACCACGACAGUGUCCUGCUUUUGGGAAAACUUGUAAAAAGCAUAAUCACUAUGCUCAAAUGUGUUUUACCAAAAACAAUAUGCACACAGUGCAAGAAGAUACUGAUGAUAGCGAUGACUUGAGUGACACAUUUUUCAUAAAAAUGGUGUCUUGUGAAGAGGACAAGCCAGCCCAAAGCCUUAUGAAGCUUCAUAAGACAAAGACAGACACAGGAAAACAUUAGGAAGACAUUACAUGUGAUAAAACGGGUAAUACAGGGUCAUAUAAAGAGGGUUGCGACACUCUUUGAUGUCGCCGCAGGUGGUCACGUGGUUCCUGUAGGGGAGUGUAGGUAGUUCCAAGGAUAAGCAGCGCUGUAGUGGUUUUCAAGAGAACUGACUGCGGUAUUUGCGACAUUUCUGGGAAAAUGGUUAAAAUUGCGUAUCUAAGUACUAGUUUGAUUAUGUCAUUGCAUUAUAACAUUUACUGUAAAUGCUAGUUUUACAUUUGGAGUGGUAAGGCGACAACUGAAAACUAUGUAAACUUACGCAGAAGUGAACUUUCCCAUGUGGAGGGAAAGUUUCAUGUUUGUGUUAGCAUUAGCACAGGAUAUUGACUUUUACAUUGAAAUGCAAGAUGAUUUAGGCGUUUCUUUUUUCACAACAAGAAUACCGUUUUUCCAGAGAAUGUCUAGAUUUCCUUGAUUCACCUACCUGUGGUAAUACAGUGCCCUCCAUAAUUAUUGGUACCCCUGAAAAAGAUGUGUUUUUUAGCUUCUAAGAUUUUUUUUUUUUAAUUCAAAUAAUAUGGGACCUUAAUGGAAAAAAAGAAAAAUCCAAUCUUCAAUACAAGUGCAUUCAUUCAGUGGGGGAAAAAAUCCCACAUAAAGAAAAAAUUAUUUGACAUCAAAUAAUUGUGUGUCACAAUUAUUAGCAGCCCUGGUGUCAAUACUUUGUACAACCCCCUUUUGCCAACAAAACAAGGUCUGGGGACUGAGAUGGCCAUGGGAGGAGCUUGAUUUUGUGUCUGGUGAACCAUUUCUGUGUAGAUUUGGCCAUAUGUUUAGGGUCAUUGCUUUGCUGAAAGACCCAGUGACGACCCAUCUUCGGCUUCCGGGCAGAGGGCAACAGAUUUUGAUUUAAAAUGUCCUGGUAUUUCAAAGCAUUCAUGAUGCCAUGCACCCUAACAAGGUUCCCAGGGCCUUUGGAAGCGAAACAGCCCCACAGCAUCACUGACCCACCCCCAUACUUCACAGUGGGUAUGAGGUGCUUUUCAGCAUGUGCAUCUUUCGUGGCAUGCCAGACCCACUUAGAGUGUUUGUUGCCCAAAAGCUCAAUCUUGGUCUCAUCUGACCAAAGCACACGGUCCCAGUUGAAGCCUGGGACCAUGUGUAUUUUUGUGUGAGAUGUGUGUAUGUGUGUGUGUUUGAACAUGAAUAGAAAACAUUGUGGUGGUCGGUACAUGUUACUUUUAUAGAGCAAGUGCAGGUAAAUAAAUAUUGAAUCACUCGAUUCUGAGGAAAAAUAUAUUGAAUCAUGAGAAACAAAUACCAAUGAAAACACAUCUCUAGUAUUUAGAUGCACCACCUCUGGCUUUUAUAACAGCAUGCAGUCUCUGAGGCAUCGUGGACUUGAUGAGUAUUCUUCAUCAAUUUGGUCCCAACUUUCUUUGAUUGCAGUUGCCAGAUCAUUCUUGCAGCCAUUUUUUCCCAUUUCCACCACAGGUUUUCAAUAGGGUUGAGAUCUAGGUUAUUUGCAGGCCAUGACAUUGACUGGAUGAGUUUCUCUCCAAGGAAUGCUUUAAAAGUUUUAGCUCUCUGGCAUGAUGCAUUGUCAUCUUUGAAAAUGAUUUCAUUAUCCCUAAACAUAUUUUCAGAUUCAGAAUAUUUAUUGUCAUUGUUACAAAAAAAGCACAACGAAACUUUGUUUGGAGCAUCCAUCCAGCUCAUACAGCUAAGUUGGUAAAGUGCAAAGUGCAAACCCAUAAAAUAAAUACCCAUCAGUACCAAGUGUAAACAUUGACACAGUUUUGGACAUAGGUACAGCAAAGAUUCAACAGCAGCAUGAGGUCGUGUCAGUGCUAAAGUGCAGAGCAAAAAUAUACCAGUUGAAAACAGGCAAAAAUCAGUGCAAUACCCAGAUAAGUUAAUCAAGUAUAAUCAAGUACAGCCUACUGGUUGUCAACCAAUGGGUAAGUGUCAGGGAGGAGGAAAUAGUGGAUAGUGACAUACUGCAACAAUGCAAACCAGCUCAGAGUUAUUGUUGUUGGUGGAUGUGGAUUAUUGUCCGUAAGAGGGGGGCAGAGAGGGGAGAGGGGCAGAGUUCAGUAGCCUCACAGCCUGUGGGUACAGACUGUUGGACAGUCGUGAUGUUCUGGCCUGUAUGGACCUGUACCUUCUCCCUGAGGGCAGCAGGCGGAAAAGACUGUGAGCAGGAUGGUGCUGGUCUCGCAGGAUGUUGUGCACUCUUCUCAAACAGCGAGUGGAGUAGAUGGUGCUGAUCUCAGGGAGAGUCAUUCCUAUGAUUCUCCCGGCAGCUUUCACCACGCGCUGGAGCGCCUGCUGGUCUGCCUUAGUGCAGCUGGAAAACCACACUAAAAAUCCGUAUGUCAGAACACUGCUGAUGGCACAGUUGUAAAAAUUCACCAUCAGUGGUCUGGGGAUGUUAGUGCUCUUCAGCUUCCUCAGGUAAUAGAGGCGUUGUUGUGCCUUGCCCACCGCUGUGGAGAUGUGGUCCCCCCAGGACAGGUCCUCAGUCACUGUUACCCCCAGGAAUUUGAAGCUUCUCACCUUCUCCACCACAUCGUUGCCGAUAGUAAGAGGCUGAUGGAUGAUGUGACUCCCCUUACGGAAAUCCACCACGAUCUCUUUGGUUUUCUUUGUGUUUAUAGCCAAGUUGUUUUUGUGACACCAUGACUCCAGAUGUUGCACCUCUCUUCUGUAGUCCGUUUCAUCGUCGUUGGAGAUGAGUCCGAGCACUGUGGUGUCGUCGGCAAACUUGACGAUGAGGUUGGAUGCAGAGGAGGCGGAGCAGUCUUGAGUGUACAGGGUGUAAAGCAGAGGGCUCAGAACACACCCUUGAGGGGCCUCGGUGUUGAUGGAGAGAGUGGAGGAGGUGUUUUUGCCCACUGUGACACACAAAAAGUCCACAGUCCAAUUGCACAGGGCGGUGUUGAGGCCCAGUUGGUGAAGUUUGGACCGGAGUUUGAACGGCCGGAUGGUGUUAAAAGCAGAACUGUAGUCCACAAAGAGGAGCCGUGCAUAGGUGUUUUUAUGCUCCAGGUGCACUAGAAGUGUGUGCAGCACUGUGGCGAUGGCGUCCUCAGUUGAACGGUUCCCUCUAUAUGCAAAUUGGUGUGGGUCAAGUGAAGGCGGUAUUGCAGCUUUAAUGUGCUUGAUGACCAGUCUCUCCAGGCAUUUGGCGGGGAUGGGGGUGAGAGCCACAGGUCUGUAGUCAUUGAGACAUGUGACGUUGGACUGUUUUGGGAGAGGGACGAUUGUGGCUGCUUUAAAGCAGGCUGGGACCAGAGAGCAGGACA
Molecule: messenger RNA, 6698 nt
Organism: Corythoichthys intestinalis (scribbled pipefish)
Lineage: Eukaryota; Metazoa; Chordata; Actinopteri; Syngnathiformes; Syngnathidae
Exons: 6
Coding region: 1890-2648 (252 amino acids)
Source: RefSeq, a predicted model, not a curated record